AACAAAUUGAACUGUUGGAUAGUCUGCAACAAUACUUGAUUGGACAAGGAUUGCUGGAAGAGGGGAAGGUCUCGUAUGCAGAUGAAGAUUUGCAUGGAACCAAAAACAAUGGACUUUCUUGA
This is a messenger RNA of Acaulospora morrowiae, 122 nucleotides long. The record is from the annotation of a GenBank genome assembly. NCBI's taxonomy places the organism in Eukaryota, Fungi, Glomeromycota, Glomeromycetes, Diversisporales, Acaulosporaceae.